Messenger RNA from Cyprinus carpio (common carp), 1178 nucleotides. RefSeq names its product macrophage mannose receptor 1-like. Lineage: Eukaryota; Metazoa; Chordata; Actinopteri; Cypriniformes; Cyprinidae. The record is from RefSeq and is a predicted model, not a curated record.
AGAUAUAAUAAUCACACAGUUUGAAGCUGCAUACAGAGAGAUCAGACUCAGGACAGAAACACGACCUCUGAAAAAUGGAUCAAACUCUAUAUCUCAUUCUUCUUCUCAUUGCUCUCUGCUCUGUAUCUGAAUGUGUUCAGCGUCAGUAUCACUUUAUAAAUGAGAACAAGACCUGGACUGAAGCUCAGAGAUACUGCAGAGAGAAAUACACAGAUCUGGCCACCACUGACAACAUGAACGACAUGAAGGAGCUGAACAAGAGUGUGACUGAUAGAAGUCUUCAGUAUGUCUGGAUUGGGCUGCAGAAGACGGCUCGUGAUGAAUGGCAGUGGUCUUCAGGUGAACCUGCGCUCGAUCUGAACUGGGGAGAUAAACAACCAGAAGGCAGAGAUGAUUGUGCUAUGAUGACAAAUGGACGAUGGCAUGAUUUGCCAUGUACUGAUAACCAAUAUUUCAUCUGCAACAACACGAACACAGGACUUGUCUUUGUCAAUCAGACGAUGAAUUGGAGAGAUGCUCAGAGUUACUGCAGACAGAAUCACACUGAUCUGGUCAGUGUGAGGAACCAGAAUGAGAAUCAACAGAUUCAGAAGUUCAUCAGUGAUAAUAAUUUAUCUGGAUCAUGGAUCUGGAUCGGUCUGUUCAGAGACUCAUGGCAGUGGUCAGAUCAGAGUAACUCCUCAUUUAGAUACUGGAACAAUGGUGAACCUAAUAAUGCUGGAAGUGAUGAAAACUGUAUCGUGAUAAAACCAGACACUCAGGGACAAUGGAAUGACAUCCGUUGCAUCAACCAGUAUCCUUUUGUGUGUCAUGAAGAUAAACUGAUUCUGAUCAAGGAGAAUCUGACGUGGUCUGAAGCUCUGAGAUACUGCAGACAGAAUCAUGUGGAUCUGGUCUCAGUUCAAUCAGAAGAGAUGCAGCGUGAGGUGAUGAACGUGAUUAAACGAGCGUCUACUGCGGAGGUGUGGUUGGGUUUACACAACUACUGCGUCAUGAACAUGUGGCUCUGGCUGAGUGGAGAGGUCGUGUGCUAUCAGAACUGGGCUCCAGGGAACAGAACGACACCCGAAAUCUGCAAACUGGAGAACAGAAAAGGAGCAGUUCAGUCUGGAGGAGAUCAGCACUGGAUCAGCCUUCCUGAAUCUCACAAACUCAACUUCAUCUGCAGCAGAUAUUAA